Spizellomyces punctatus DAOM BR117 is the source of this 1247-nucleotide messenger RNA. RefSeq lists its product as uncharacterized. The record is from RefSeq and is a predicted model, not a curated record. NCBI's taxonomy places the organism in Eukaryota, Fungi, Chytridiomycota, Chytridiomycetes, Spizellomycetales, Spizellomycetaceae. Bases 47 to 1168 code for a protein of 373 amino acids. The transcript has 13 exons.
CCAGUUCAGUAUUAUUUCACUCAUACAGACAAAUAAAGCAAAGCAUAUGAUGGUGUUCGAAUCAGGAGACAGUUCCGAUGAAGGAACGUCCAUUGCCAGGGAAGACGAAGUAGAUGACGAUAAUGAUGAUGCCACUGAUUUCAAGAUCAGUGAAGAGCUGUUGAAAAAGGAACGAGAAUACAUCCGAAUGAACAGAGAAAUACAGUCAAAGUCGGCCAAGAUCGUUAGAGCUGUUGAAGAUGUUGUUAGAGAGGGAAGGGAGACAUUAGUUCGGCCUGUGACAGCACCAUGCGUAAGCCGCGCGGCGGAGGACACCGUAGGGCCGGCUGCAGGAAAGACAACAAGGCGACCCCAAACUGGGCGCACUGUUACUCCAGCGAAUUCGAAGCGGAGGAAAGGAACGCAACCUGUUGCAAGUCUGAGCAAAUCGUCACAUCAAAAGGAAGCGGCGCACUCGUCGACUCCACUUUCUCGCAACGCUUCUGCCGAUAUGCCCCAGCAAACAGUCGAAUCACAAUCAUUGAGCGGGUUACCCCCAGAUGUAACCGAUGAAGCCAUUGGGUCAGAAGCCGCCAACCGUAUUCUAAAAGCGAGACUGCAAAUGAUGCAGCAGGACAUGGACAGAUUGAUUUCAGAGCAUGAGACCAAGAAUGAAAUGAUAUCCUCUUUAGACCAACGUCUGAAGCUAGCGGAUACUGAGAAUUCCAAACUUUCAAAAGGGGUCCAAUCUCUCCAAUCCCAGGUGGACAAAUAUAAAAAGCAGAAUGAAGAGCUCAAAAAGCGAGUGGAGAGUACAGAGGGGGAAGCUGCUACACUGAAAAAGGACAUGGAGGCAAAGGCUCGUGCCCAACGGCAAUCGGAAACCGAGGGAAAUGCCAAAGAUGUCAGGCUGAAUCGAGCCUUAGAUGAGAUCGAGCGACACAAACAGGCAGCAGCAAGAACAGCGGCCGAUACCAAAGAAAAACUGGAAGAAUCCAAACGUGUGAACGAAAAGCUUUUGGCUGACUUGCGGAGAGUGCAAAAGCAAAAAGGCGAACUGUUAACUGCGUUUCGCAAACAGGCCCAGUUGAUUGAUGUGCUAAAGCGGCAGAAGAUGCACAUUGAAGCCGCCAAGCUGUUGGACUUUACCGAAGAAGAGUUUGUUAGAGCCCUGAACUGGGAAGUGUAGUGCCCCGUAAAAGUGUACAUAGAUAUUUGAGUGAUCUAAAAGCAUUCUUUGGCGGACAUUAGUGGUCUUUGAAUACGUC